AUGGGUCCCCAACGACGGCAGUUCAUCCAGUCUUUGCUGUCGUACCAUCGAAAUAUGGGGCAGACUCCCCCAGCCGAGGUAUUCUCGGGACCAUUACCAGGCGCGAUCGAGAUGGGGAGUUAUACCGUCGAGCUGGUAGAUCUGUUUAUGACCAUUAUGCGGCAUGCGAAUGGGCACGCUGGUCUGUUGAAGAAUGGCGAACCCCAUCCCGUCUUUCGCAACUAUGUCCAAACGCACGGUUUCCCAUCCCAACUCCCAUCUUUGGUCAACAUGCCAAAACCGCCCGGAUCGACCCUGCCUAUGCCGGAUCAAACGGACGAUCCGGUCAGGUUCCUGUAUAUGGUGUAUGUGACGUACCUGCAGGGGUUUGAACAUCAUAUGUUGAGGCAGAGGAGCGCGAUGAUGCAGAAGCAGCAGCAGCAGCAGCAGGGUGCGCCAACACCCACCGCUAGCACCCCAGCGGCGAUGACCGCUCCCAGCCCCGUCAUGUCUCACUUCCCUUCCUCCAUGGCUGGCGCAUCACCUCAUACCUCUCUUCCGCCUCACGUCGCUCAAUCACCUGCCGGACCGGUACAUACUCCCUCGCCGCCCGCUCCGCCCACUGCCAAAGGUCGGCCCAAGGCUCGGAAAGACGGGAAGGCGGGUCCGGCGCCUAUACAAGCCACCGGACUGCCGAGUACCGGAAUGGGACCUGCUACCAGUUCGCCGGUCACUGCGACGCCAACGAGCGCGGUCGCUGGCAAGAAGCGCAAGAAGGGGAAGAAAGAGCUUGCGGCUGAAAAGGCCGCACUUGCCGCCGAAGGUGGCGAUGCCUCCGUCCCUCCCACACCUACCACCGCAGUCUCCACCGCGGGUCCUCCCGCCCGACCGUCGACCCCCAAGCGCGCACGCUACAAGGUCGAAUACCGCCCCCUCCAUCACCCUGUCAGCCACAUGUGCGGCUGGGACGAGCGCGCCGUCGCUUCCACAUUCGCCAAGCACAAUCUCGCCCAGCCGGCGCGCUCGAUCCGCGAGCUCGAGAUUGUCGAUAUGGAGGCGAUCCUCAUGGGUCUUCGGUCGCGGAUGCGUCGGGAGAUGGGGUAUGGGCUGACGGUGCUGAGUAUGCUCAGCAUGCCGCAUCCCGAGGAGAAUAGCAUGGGCUUGCCCAUCGCGCGGUUGCAGGAUAUAUACCUGGAAUUGCUGGAGCUGCUGGAGGAGCUGGCACUGGGUGAUGAGGGGUUAGCGGGAUGGAAGAAGGCCAGAGAAGGAAAGGAGGGGAAGAUACAGGAAGACGAACAGGAGGCGAAGAUGGGGUUCAUGGACCUAGAACAGCUCGGGAGGGAUAGUGACUGGUCUGUCCCUGAUACGACCGACGCGCCUAAACGGAGAAGAGACCAUACCGGCGGGGAUACCGACCUCAUCCUAUCCAUCGUCAACCUCCUUCGAAACUUCUCCGUCAUGCCCGAUAAUCAACCCAUCAUGGCGCAGCACCCCGCCCUCUUUCACAUCCUCGCUGCCGUCUCGGACAUCUCGCUCGCGCGCCUUCCUACCCGCGGAACAGGGGACGAGCCUUACUCUAUCCUCGAGCUCGGUCGGAUCCGGCGGGACUACGUAUCGAUCCUUUCCAAUCUCGGGCAACAUACAAGCCUUCGGCUCGUCGAGCCCUGGGCGGUCCUUUCCAUCCAUCGGUUGCUUGCGUCCUUCCUUACUUCCGCAUGGUCCGCCCUCGGCGCCAAGGAGAGCUGGUACGCGGCCUACAUGCCCGUCCGGGAGGCCCCUCUGCCCAUCAUUCACUCGGUCAAUCGUGCGGUGGAGGCAUGGUGUGUCCUCUCCCAGGCAGACACGAACCGCGAGGUUCUGUCCAAGAUCCCAGGGGAUGAGCUCGUAGCACUCUACGAAGGGCUCGUGCGCCUCCUCCCCAACACCCGGAGACAGGAGGAGGCGCUCCAGAUCCACGAGGAUGUGUUGGUCAUGACGGAGUUCCUCGCUUUAUCGCUGUACUCGCUCGCCUUCCUCGCGCCCGCAUCGGUUAGGACACGGAUGCGCCACGUCCCCGGUGCGCUAGGCAUAAUUCUCCAUCUGAUCCAAACGACAGCAACGUCCACUCCACCCCCUCCGGUCCUUACGUCCGGUCUGGGCGCCGCUGCGCCCACUCCGCCCAUCGACGGCCGGGGCAAUAUCUUCCACGUGCUUUGCAGACGCCUGGCGGAGACGCUGGGUGUGCUGAAUGGGACGGUAUCGUGUACGAUGGACGGGCAGGUCGGGAUGAGCUUCUCGGCGGCCCUGGGGGGAGACGGGGAUGGGGACGGCUGGAGCUUUGCGAAUCGCCCGGUGGAGAGGGGUUGGUUAGCCGGGAGGGAAGAGAUGGUUUUGGGGUUGAUUGGGAGGAAUGGGGUGGAUGCGUAUGUGAGGCAGGAACUGGAUGGGAUGUGGUGGGCUGUGGGCGAGUAG
Molecule: messenger RNA, 2430 nt
Organism: Dioszegia hungarica
Lineage: Eukaryota; Fungi; Basidiomycota; Tremellomycetes; Tremellales; Bulleribasidiaceae
Exons: 3
Coding region: 1-2430 (809 amino acids)
Source: RefSeq, a predicted model, not a curated record